AUGGGCUCAUCUGUCACCAAUGACCAGUAUCUGCUGAGCAGAGACUACAUCGAUUGCUCCAGACUCAAUUUGCAGCAUUCGUUAUGGACGCAGAUGUUCGGAUACCUCCUUCACCCCGACAUCGACACAACCAACAAGGAUCUUAAAAUCGCCGACGUCGGCACCGGAACAGGAGCAUGGCUCACCGACCUAGCGCCGCACCUCCCACCGACCUGCCAAUUAGACGGAUAUGACCUCGACAUCGCGCAGGCACCGCCGACCGAGUGGCUCCCGCCUAAUAUGCGACUGCGCACCUGGGAUGCCUUCUCCCCGGUCCCCGAAGAGCUGGUCGGCCAGUACGACAUCGUGCAUAUUAAAUUAUUCGUGUUUGUCGUAAAAGGCGACCCGACAGCCUUGCUACGGAAUUUGCUCGCUCUACUAAAACCCGGUGGCUACCUCCAAUGGGCCGAAGUCGACGUUCCCGGCAUGAAAUACACCAAAACCAACCCCUCCGUCUCCGACGAAUCCAUGCAACAGCUCUUCAAAAUGACCGCGUCCCAGGACCCCCGACUCAUCCCCGCCUGGCCGGACCAGCUGCCCGAGAUAUUUGCUAAGGAAGGUCUCCUCGACGUCAAGGCGCAUCGCGUCAAGGCGGACCCGCACCUCGAGUACGCAAUGCAUCACUGCAACCUGAUGAUUUACGAUAUGAUUGCGCAGCGCGCGGCGAACGGCGCCAAGGCUAAGGAGAUCAUGGAGUUGGUGCCUAAGGCGGCGGCGGAGAGUCGGAAGGGGGCUAUGUUUGCGUUUCCGAGAAUUACGGUCGUGGGGAGGAAGGCUUGA
Messenger RNA from Aspergillus melleus, 819 nucleotides. RefSeq lists its product as uncharacterized. NCBI's taxonomy places the organism in Eukaryota, Fungi, Ascomycota, Eurotiomycetes, Eurotiales, Aspergillaceae. The transcript is spliced from 4 exons. The coding region runs from base 1 to 819 and encodes 272 amino acids. The record is from RefSeq and is a predicted model, not a curated record.